UUAAAUUUCAACUGCAUCCAGAUUUAGUCCUAUCGUUUGUUCGUUAAAAGGUCACGUUUAAAAUGGCUCAGUUUGCUUUUGCUUUGUUAGCUUCGUUCGUCGCAUGCGCUAUGGCUGCUCCCAUGGACAUGAGUGAUAGUGCCAGUCCACAAGAACGCGCUAUCAUCCGUCGGGUAACCGCCCAGCGUGCCAUCUUCCCAGGUCUUGGCGGAUUCGGUCUCGGCGGACUGGGCUUGGGCGGAUUCGGUUACGGUUUGGGCGGACUGGGUUAUGGCGGUCUUGGCUUUGGCGGACUUGGCUACGGUUUGGGUGGACUUGGAUAUGGAGGAUACGGCUUCGGAUACCCAGGCCUGUUCUUCGACGAAGAGCCCAGUGGCUCCAGCGAUGAAUCUCAGAUGGACGGCGAAAACGACGAGAUGAUGGACGACCACAUGAAGUCCUACAGCAAGGGCGACUUCAAGACUAUCGUCAUCCCCGGCAACAUGAUCCACAAGAUGAAGGUGAAGCUCUACAACAAACCCGGCAUGGAGUCCUCCACUGCCAACAUGGCUACCUCGAUCGACGCCACCAACACCGCCCCUAUGACCUCCACCAGCAACAUGAACCAGAAGGUCCGUAUCAUUCGCGUCCCCACCUCCGUAUUCCGCCGUUUCGUCCACCACGCUCGCCAGUCCACCGGCCACGGCAUCGACACCGACCACAUGACGGAGAGCGGUAUGACCGACAUCGACAAUGAAGUCCCCAUGGAGGCCAGCAUCGACGCCGACAACACCGAGCAGGAGGAAGCCACCAACGUGAAGGGGAUGAAAGUGCUGCGCGUUCCGCAUGAAGUCUUCACUCGUCUCCACAAGACCAUCCCUAAGCGCGUCCAGACAGCCGUGACGGAUCAGGAUUUGGACAACAUCGUUAAAGGUAAAGAGAAGUCCAUGGUUCGUGUUUUGCCGGUUCCGCAUAGUAUUUACAAGAAACUGAAGGAGCAGUACCAGAGUGCCUAUGAAAGCGCGGAUGAGGGCUCAUCCGAUGACAGCAUGUUUGGUUCGUCUGAUGAAAGCGCUGAUAGCUCAACUGAUUCUGAAUAGUGUGGUUGAGCGAAUUUUCUUGUUGAGUUGAUUUUCUGACGUUGUUUUCUGGUCAUGAUCGAUACUUGCGAGUGUCUUAAUUUUUGUACUGGUUGUUUUUGAGCGGCUGUGAACUGUCAAUGCGUGCU
Molecule: messenger RNA, 1207 nt
Organism: Paramacrobiotus metropolitanus
Lineage: Eukaryota; Metazoa; Tardigrada; Eutardigrada; Parachela; Macrobiotidae
Exons: 3
Coding region: 63-1079 (338 amino acids)
Source: RefSeq, a predicted model, not a curated record